UGCCAUUUGUCUUAAUUCUUUGGAUGUUUAUCCCUAAAUAGUGAAUAUUAUUACAUGAUACAUACUUUUUUUUCUUAGAAGUACUUUACAGUACAGCAUGGAUACAUGACCCCCCCCCCCAAAAAAAAACGAUUUAUUAAUUUCCUGUUUUGAGUGCUUUCAGUUUGGCCUCACUCCUGUCCACACCCACACCAGGACUGACCUGAUGUGUCCAGUCCUGUGGACUGUGGCAGUGGGAGAUUUACAUACGAGGAGGGAGAUCAUGCAAACUCUCCACAGGAGGAGCAGCAGGAGUUUGCAUGAUCUGUUUGGGACAAUGCAGAAGCACAAACCAGCAUUUCACAACACAGAUCGGUUGCUAGGCAACCUAUAUUUGUUGAGUUUAAAUUAAAUAGGGACUAAAGUUGUUUUGGUUACACAGGUGUUUCUCAAUCCUCAAACCAACAGGACGUUCUCCCACCAGCCUGCAGCGAAGAGUAAAUAUUUAUAUAAGUAUAUGUUCAUAGGUCACAAAUACUAAUUAGAAUAUAACAAACUGUUUAGAGAAUUUAAAACAUUGAACAUGAAAAACAUAAAGAGCAACAAUUGUGAUAUUAGAAUGUGUUUUAUAUGAAGUUACGAAUCAGGGAGGCUCAUAAAUAAACCCUGUUGUCUUUGUUACAAUAAUUUGUCUUCAUGACCUAAACUCAGUAAAGUAGUUCAGAAUCAUGAAUAAAUGGUUAGGGGGACUCGUCAUCUUGUCUUCAACAGUAAACUCCAACUUGACCACAAUCCCUAGACACGAUGACGUCACUCCUGUCUGGUCCACACAAGGGGAGGGGGGCAGUGGAGAGGAAGACGGGAAAAAAACUCAACCAUUUCUACGCUGGCGGUGCGGGGUCACGAACUAUGACCUUUAACAGGAGAAAAACCCAAACAAACAUUUUAUAAAAUAUAACAACCUCUCAAAUUCGCGAGCGCCGUAACCAACAGACCUCACUAAUGACCUUACAUCAUCAUGACAUCCAGCCUGAAUCUGCUGACUCGUCAGAAAUUGGAUUCUGUGGCAGAGGUUGUUUCCACAGAGCCGGCCACCACACCACAGCAUAUACAGAUUGUAACAGACCAAGAAACCGGUCAGAAGAUCCAAAUCGUGACGGCAAUGAAUCCCUCUACUGCCCCCAAGCAGCAGUUUAUCCUCACUACAGCUGACAACUCAGGAGCAGGGAAACUCAUCCUGGCCUCAUCAGACAGCCACAGUAACAAGCAGCUGAUCUUCACUGCAGCAGACAGUCUGAUGCCAGGAAGAAUACAGAUUGUCACAGAUCCUGUGUCAAUGGAACGUUUGCUGGUGCAGUCAGGGGACCUGACCCGGUCGCAGCCGGUGGAGUACUGUGUGGUGUGUGGGGACAAGGCUUCAGGCCGGCACUACGGAGCAGUCAGUUGUGAAGGAUGUAAAGGCUUCUUCAAGAGGAGCGUGAGGAAGAGCCUGACCUACAGCUGCCGCAGCAAACAGGACUGCGUCAUCAACAAGCACCACCGCAACCGCUGCCAGUUCUGCAGGCUGAGGAAGUGUCUGAAGAUGGGGGGGGAGACUGAGUCCGUCCAGAGUGAGAGAAAACCCAUCGACCUGCUGCCCAGAGAGAAGCACGCCAACUGCGCUGCCUCCACACAAAAGAUUUACAUCCGCAAAGAUCUCAACAGUCCGCUCAUCGCCACGCCAACUUUUAUCUCAGAAACAGAGCCAAACGGCUCCAGGUCCACCCUGCUGGACCAGGGGAUGCUGGUAAACAUCCAGCAGCCGCUCAUCCAAAGUGAUGGAAGUUUGUUGCUGGCCUCCAACUCCAAGGGGGAGUCUGCUCACGGAGACCUGGGGACUUUAGCCAACGUGGUGACAUCACUGGCGAACCUGAGUGACACGCUAAAAGAAAGCCUCAACAACGGCGACACGUCCGACAGCCAACAAGAGCAGUCGGCCAGUGAGAUCACACGGUCAGUCAGACGUGCCUUUGACACUCUGGCCAAAGUCCUGAACACACCAGAUGAAGGUCUGGAGCAGAGUCUCAGAGAAAAGGCAGAGUUCGAGGGAGGGACUACGAUCCGUCUGAUUGGUCGAGACCAGGAAACACCUAUAAUUGAGGUGGAGGGGCCCCUGCUGACCGACAGCCAUGUUGGAUUUAUGCUGACCAUGCCCAGCCCCAUGCCUGACUAUUUGAAUGUCCACUACAUCUGUGAGUCGGCAUCAAGGCUGCUUUUUCUCUCCAUGCACUGGGCGCGCUCCAUCCCUGCCUUCUCUGCCCUGGGUCAAGAGGCCAACACCCACCUGGUCCGAGCCUGCUGGAACGAGCUCUUCACCCUGGGUCUGUCUCAGUGCGCUCACGUGAUGAACCUGUCCACGAUCCUGGGCGCCAUCAUCAACCACCUCCAGAGCAGUAACCAGGAUGACAAAUUUUCUGGGGAACGGGUGAAGCAGGUGACGGAGCACAUCUGGAAGUUCCAGGAGUUCUGUAACAGCAUGACGAGACUGGAGGCCGACAGCUAUGAAUAUGCCUACCUGAAGGCCAUCGUGCUGUUCAGUCCAGACCACCCAGGCGUGGACAGCAGCGGUCAGAUCGAGAAGUUACAGGAGAAGGCCCUGAUGGAGCUGCAGGACUACGUGCAGAAGACCUACCCUGAUGACAUGUACAGACUGACUCGGAUCCUGACCCGACUGCCUGCGCUGCGGCUCAUGAACUCCAGCGUCACAGAAGAGCUCUUCUUCACUGGCCUGAUAGGAAACGUCUCCAUCGACAGCAUCAUUCCCUACAUCCUUAAGAUGGAGACGGCCGAGUACAACAGCCAGGACUCGGAUCCCAGCGACUGACACAGGAGCCACUGACGCCCCCGCUCUCACACGGUACGGACCCCCGACCUCCAGGUUCUUUUUGACCUCUGCUAUAAAGAAAGGUAGCAGCAAGUUUUGUCCAAAGUCACACAGGGAUCGUUGUUAGAUUUAGGAGUUCUGCUCAGCCACGUUAAAGCAGGGGUCACCAACGUGGUGCCUGGGGUCACCUGGUGGCCCACGUGGACUACCUGAGGUGCCCGCGUGGUAUGUUCUAAAAAUAUAACUAGUCAACAAGAGGGUCCCAGAGCUGAUUAUUAUUAUUAUUGUUUAUGAAGUCUGUAUCAAACAAGUUCUGGUCGUAAUUACUAAGUGACCUUGAAGUAGCUCUCAGUGUCAGAAAGGUCGGUGACCCCUGUGUUAAAGGAAUUAUCUGCAGCUGCCAAAACAUUUGUUGCAAUUUAUUUAACAAAAAGAAAAGGCACUUAAAAUGACUCCCUGACCUAUGGUGUCCAAAUAGUUUGUAUUUUAUUUUAUUUUUCUGACAGGUUUAAUUCAGUCUCUCACCUGAAUCACUCUCAUCCUAAUUCUAAACUGAGUCAAAGCUUUAAAUAUUUGUGUUUAUUUGAGCCUUUGAGAUCAGUAUAAUCUGAACUGACUGUUGACUGCACUCUGAAAACUCUGACCUUGUUUUAAUGGUCUGUCUGACAAUAUUACUGCACACGUUCAGUCAAGGUGCUCCUGUCUGUGAUGUUGAUCGACUGACACCAACACUGUCUGUUGGUCACAUGAUGAUCAACAUACAAACAACUUCAGUUGAUGUCUUUGAUUUAAACACAAACAGCUAAAAACAAAAACAGUGACCUCUAGUGCCAAAGUCGAGCAUUAACACUCCAGAGAGAUGCAGAUAAUAAUCGGCUAACAAAUAACGGACACAUUGUACCCUACAUGUAAUUUUUUUUUUGGGGGGGGGGGCUUGACGUGUGUAGCAACAGUUAAAUUGGUGAAAAACAAACCUGAUUAUUGACAUCACAGCACGUACCACCGUAGGAUCAGGGAUCCCUAUGUUGAAGACCUCGUCUUUAGAGAACAAAUUUGUAGAUCUUUGUAAAGACAACAGUGUCAUUGAUUUCACGUCAUAAAAACCAAUGACCUGUUUUAAAAGUUGACCAAUACACACCUUGGAUGUGUAUCUUUUUAGACGACAUUUUUUAGGCCUUUUUCAUCUGUCACGUGUCAUCAGUGACGUGCACUCUCUCUUUACGUACAUCCUAACAUGACAAUCGUGUGUCCGCUGUUUCCUUUUCUUUUUUUUUAUUCAGUAUCAGCGACAUCCAGUCCAUGUGGAACGAUUAGAGUCAAUUAUUUCUCCAAUAUAACUGAAUUAUGUUAAAGUUUUUUUCUUCCUUUUUUUUUAGAAUGUUACUCAUGUUACUCAAAGGUAGCCACGCUGCUGGUUCUGUUAGCGUCUGUAUGCUAAGUGCACAUCUCCCAGCUUUGGUGGCUGUCCACUGCACUCAUGUUUUCUUUAACUUUGUUGUAAACAAACGUUGCAUUUAUUCUGUACUUAAAAAAUUGUGGGGGGGUGUUAGGGUUAGGGUUGGGGGGUUCAUUUUUUGUUUGUUUGUUUGCAUUUCUUUUUUGCAAAUUGAUUUAAUUAAAUCAAAAUAACUUGCACUCACAAGAAGUAUGGACCUGUGUUUGUCUGUGAAACAGAAGACGGGGAGUGACGUGUGACGUGUCACACACUGAGGUCAAAUUCAUUCAUUCACACAUGAAUAUUUCAAACUUUCUCUUGUCCAAAGCAGAAGUCCCAACAUUUGUUUUCGUCUUAAUGAUAAAACAAUAAGAACUUCAACUUUGUGCCACCACAGACUUGAGUUCAUACUGUGUGCUGGUCAAUCUGAAAGGUCAAACCUUUCAGAACAGUUAUAGGUCAAGACGGGGAACAUCAGCAGUGACAUCAGCAGUGACAUCACUCUCUGGUCCACAACCAGCCUCCACAGAAACACAAAUCUUUGAUUCUUUUGUAAUCCAUCGAUCAUUUUUUUCCUGAUAAUGUUACGACUGUAACAGUACGACACAAACCCACCCAGACACUUUGUAAAGACACUGGUGUAAACUCAUAUUUUGUACAUGUAGUUUCAUUAAAUGAGUGCAUGUUGUUUUUAUGCGACUUUUACAAUCUUUUUGCUUGGUGCCCUCAAAGGGAACUUUGUUGUUUUUGUUGUUUUUUUUUUUAUCGUGCAUUGCUGUGCAUGCAGAGGUUGCUUAAGUGCAUUUUAUUAAAUGCUGUAUGAAUCUGUUGACUUCAUUUAGACUAAAUGUGGCUUCAAAAGUAUCAACCAUAAUCCGCUCCCACGUUAACGGGUCGUGGGUCAGGUUUUUGUUUACUGCUCUCCCAUGGUUAUGUUUCUGUUUUGUAUAUGUUUUUGUUGUUGUUGUGUUAAAUACGGUUGAGACAUUCAAACAUUUGUGUUUUACUGAAGUGUUGUCAUAAUUCUACAGUUCUACCUCACACCAAUGACAAUAUAAAAACAAAUGUAUUAACAACUGUAUCAGCAUUCCUGUCUCUGGGGCCGGCUUCCCUGAAGCCACAUGUAACGGAAAAAUAAACUAUUAUCCAUGGACGAAA
Molecule: messenger RNA, 5435 nt
Organism: Cynoglossus semilaevis (tongue sole)
Lineage: Eukaryota; Metazoa; Chordata; Actinopteri; Pleuronectiformes; Cynoglossidae
Gene: nr2c2
Product: nuclear receptor subfamily 2, group C, member 2
Exons: 15
Coding region: 998-2842 (614 amino acids)
Biological process (GO): regulation of DNA-templated transcription
Molecular function (GO): sequence-specific DNA binding; zinc ion binding; DNA-binding transcription factor activity
Source: RefSeq, a predicted model, not a curated record